CUUGAUUUCUCUCCUUCCAAAUGGAUAAAUGUUGAUACUUUUUGGUUUUUCCCUCGUGGGUUUUGCUUGUUUCUUCACUUCAUAGACCAUAACAAAGAAAUCACGACCUCCUUUGAUGAAAAUUUUGCUCCUUGUGGUUGUAAUUUCGUAAAGUCUUGUCCUUUUUGGGGGAUUUUUUUCACUUACUAUGCUGCGGUUCAGUUAAUGGGUUAAACAUGUUGGAGAUGGAUAUGGUAGAGAGGUUAAAUUCUGACAAGAGUGUGUUUCAAGAUCAGAUUUUACAGGAUACUAUUAGCAAUCUCCCUUUUUGUGGUAAUGCUUUUCCCGCAAGUUCCUCUGGGUUUAACACAGAACCAUUUCACAUUGGAGGUUAUGAAAAUGCAGCUGAUAUUCCAAGGUCGUACCAUUCACAAACGGAUGUUCCAAGCUUUGAAAACGUUUCUCCUGACAUGAUAAACGAAAUGUUUUACCAUGGUGAUGAUGGUGUACCAUCAAAUUUUCAGAGGUCAUCUCAUUCUACCAGAAAUCAAUCAUCACUUCAGCAUUAUGGUGACCUCUACUGUGAUGAUUCAAGAUACUUCCUUCCUUUUGACUCAUCAAAUCGCCAGUAUCCAGUCCCAGAACACAUUCGUAAUUCUCCAGAGUUUCACAUGUUUCAGGCGAACUCUAGACAUUUUGAUAGACAUGCGAAUGAAACUAACAGUAGUGAGACUGAUUGUAUGAUUCGCUCUAGGGGAAAUUUUGACUUAAGGAAUAAUAGAUUUGGUGAACCUUGGGGUCUGAAUCUCAACCCCUUCGGUGGAGAAAAUAUGUUUCCUCCAAUGCCAUCUACCAGAACACGUAUGAAGCACCAUGGUUCAGUGGAAUUAUCUGCAAAUGCUUUCAAUAUGGUUCCACCGCAUGAAGUUAUGCAUGAUGCCUUUGAAUCUGCUGCAAGUUUAAGUUACAGAGAGCAAGCUUAUACUCCAUGCAAAAGAAGCCCUUUCUCUGCUUCUUCUUCUAGCCCAACUUGGGAGAUUGAUUAUAACUUGCCACCUCUCGAUGAAGCAAGAAGUGGAAGCUACGGUGACUGCUACUACCCUGCCAUGCUUGAUAUGCCUACCGAGAGACACAGAGGUCCUAGGCCAUCCAGGCUAAAUGGUAAAAGUAAUAUCACUUAUGGUCUAGUUGAUAGUUUUUGUCAACAAGAUCUGCUCUCCCAGUUCAGGGACGCGAAGUUCUUUGUUAUUAAGUCAUAUAGCGAGGAUAAUGUCUACAAGAGCAUUAAGUACAGUGUUUGGGCAAGCACUAAAAAUGGAAACAAAAAGUUGGAUGCUGCCUAUCGUGAAGCAAAGACAAAAGAUGUGGCAUGCCCAGUCUUUCUUUUAUUUUCGGUGAAUGCCAGUGCACAGUUUUGUGGAGUGGCUGAGAUGGUUGGAGCGGUUGACUUCAACACAAGUGUAGAGUACUGGCAACAGGAUAGAUGGUCAGGACACUUCCCGGUCAGAUGGCUUAUUGUCAAAGAUGUUCCCAACAGUCUCUUUCGCCACAUCAUAAUUGAAAACAAUGACAAUAAGCCAGUCACUAAUAGUAGAGACACCCAAGAGGUGGGACUGGAACAAGGUAUAGAGAUGUUAAACAUAUUCAAGAGCUGUGCAAUGCGUUCUUCGAUCCUCGAUGACUUUAGCUUUUAUGAAGAGCGACAGAGAGCAAUUCAAGACAGAAAAGCCAGGCAACGUGUUCUUGAAUCGCUAGCACUUGCUGCAACCUCUGUUCCAACAUAUUCAACAAAUUCUCUCCACGACGAAUUUGUAAGGGAAAUGUCCAAGAGCUUUGCAGAGGCUUUGGCCUUGCAAAACAAACCCAAAUAGGAAAAAACCUCUCUUCUCUUUUUGGAUUUGGAUUGGCUAAGUACCUGAGGUUUAAAUAUGGUUUUAUACUCUUGAUUUUGUACAACUGAUAACAGAUUUAAGGAGCAUAGGUUGUAAGAUAAAUUCAAGGUUCUAACUAUCCGAAAGUUUAUAUUUGUCCAA
Molecule: messenger RNA, 2012 nt
Organism: Capsella rubella
Lineage: Eukaryota; Viridiplantae; Streptophyta; Magnoliopsida; Brassicales; Brassicaceae
Exons: 8
Coding region: 216-1850 (544 amino acids)
Biological process (GO): mRNA destabilization
Cellular component (GO): cytoplasm
Molecular function (GO): mRNA binding
Source: RefSeq, a predicted model, not a curated record